Molecule: messenger RNA, 5335 nt
Organism: Pocillopora meandrina
Lineage: Eukaryota; Metazoa; Cnidaria; Anthozoa; Scleractinia; Pocilloporidae
Source: the annotation of a GenBank genome assembly
AUGCUGGGAUCGAAAAUUCCGCUAAAAACGAACCCGAACAGGAAGAACUUGAAGUCACGAUUUUGAAAUAAGCUGAAGUGUUUGUCGUCACACACAGUUUGUUAUUCAUGGUUCUGAGGAGAUCCUUCGACGUAAUAAUGGUUGCGAUGGUUUCAGCGUGUUUUUGAGAACCUGGAAGGGCAAGUCCGAAUAUUUUGAUUUUGAAUCAUAACGAAUCACGCGAGUGACAUAUUUCUUGAUUGUAGUGAAAUUGAAACUGAUUGGCCUGAUUUGCAUUUUAAAUCUUCCUGGUUUGUGUGGUUUAUCGUUUACCAUGGAAAAACAGAGAGGAAAUUUGGACGAUCUCAUGUCCUUCUCCUCCGAUGAAGAAGACAAUGUUGCCCCAAGGUCCGAUGUUUCUUGGUUGACUGUCUUGUCUUCUGAAUUCGAAGGGAUGGGUGUAAGUUCAUCCGGCGCUGACACAGUUCGCUCGCUGCCACCGAAUUUCUGUUUGUCAAACGGCAAAGAAACAAGCAAUCUUCGAAAUGGAAAUGACAAUUCGAACCGAACGUUGCAGUCGACUAAACCAGGAGCAAGAUUGACACAUUCAAGUCAUAUUAGAGAAGAACACUCAAAUUGUUUCAAUUUUACGACUACCACUGCGAGUGCGACAGGUCGUCACAGUUUACCUGAAGAGGCGAACAGAUUACGGGCGUCCCGUUCUUGCGAUGACCUCUCGCCGCCCAGGAACCCAGUGGAAAAACCAAGCAAAGUCGCGGAAUUUCCUCACGGUGGAUUUCCCAAUUAUCACACGUUAUUUAGGCCCCCAUCAGAAGUAAUGGACUCUAGACACCCAUCGGAUCCUAGUGGCAAAACAGAGGUUGAAAAUGCUGUAGGUGUACAGUCCUACUCCUCUAGACUUAAUGUGACUUUGAAAGGUCAUGAUUCAGAUGUUGGAAUAGCAAUUGCAGACCAAUCUUUCAGCAGCAAUACCUCAUCAAAUUCUAGCAAAGAACACCCCUACGGUUCUAUCACUUUAAAGCGAGAAAAGCUUCCAGGAGAAUCAUUCAGAAAGCCAGUCCAGAGAAAAACUUUGUCAGAAGGAAAGUUGGCAAAAGACACUGUUUUCUUUCCAUCGCAGACAACUCACAAUGCACACAGCUCUAAAACAUAUCCCAGAAAUACAAGACCUUUGACAGUGAACCUCUCCGAGGAAGACGAGGUUGGUAUGCUUCAACAAUCUUCAAAAGAGUCACGUGUUCGAUUAAAGUCCGUUUCCUCCAGUCGGUCACCCCCUUUUAAGCUUUCCAAUCGCCCAGUCUCAGCUUCAAUGUCGGACAAAACGUCACCGGGUCCAUCGAUGUCAAGGAACAGUUCUGAUUGUGAUUCAAAGUUCCCUUUUUUUGGAGAUGGUUUGUUCGAUGUCGCCAAAGAGAGGAAUGAAGAGGCUACUGCUUUUAGUGCAAUGAUGACCUCUGUCAGGUCAAACUUUCGCUGGGAUGAAGAAACGAACGCCGGUCAUGUUUUAAGUCCCACGAUACCCUAUGAUCACGAAGCAUUUCCGAACAACACCGACGCAUUUAUUGCCAUCUACACCGAUCAACGACAGGACACCCUUAAGUUCACCUUUACUGUACAUAGCCGUGUCUGCAAAAUAAUCGAGCUCGCCCUGAGUUGCUUGUCAGAUGAUGUUAAAUUUCUAGAGUACAGCUCAGCCACAGUGUAUGUGCUUAAAGUCUGCGGACGUUCUGAGUAUCUGGUAUCAAACGGAAUCCUUAUCCAGUAUGCCUAUGUGCAGGAAUGCAUCAAGUUUAAACGUGAAGUUGAACUUGUCCUAGUCGAGAGUUGGCAAGUUUCCAGGCAGCUGGCACGGACUGAAGAAGACGACUUGGAUGGCAUCGUUUCCCACAACUACAAAGAGUUUUUUGACUGCCCUGUGACCACCGCUGUAUCGAGAUAUGGACUGACUGUGCUGUUAGAGGCAUUUAAUCAAGAACUGGUCAAACUCUUGGAAGAAAGUACUAGUUACACCAAGCCACGGUUUGAGCCAAACCGUACAAUCCAAGCCGUGAAAGCCAUCUGUGCCACCCUGGCAACCUUGGAAACGAAAGAGGUGAUCGAUUCCAUCCGAAAUUUACAAAAUCUACAAAAGGCUGCUGAGGUUUCUGAUAGAAUGGUUCCUAACCAGUUCGAUCUGAAUGAUGCUCUCUCAAAGUUGCAAUCAGCUGUUUUGCUCCUUAUCGAGAUGUACUGUGAUGCGUUUGAUACCGAGUUUGUUCCCACUCGGAUAGAGAGACCCAAACUGUCCGGAUCUAUAGAGGUUACAGCCAUGACAGACAACGUCCGUAUCCAAGUGGCAUUCGCCCAUAGACUGCCUGUGCAAUGGAGCAAAGACUUCGAAAGCUUUGAAGUUCGAAGUGGAAUUUACUAUGGGGGGCGCCUGACGUGCCCAGUCGAAGUGACGAAGCAAAUUAAGAUAACCCGAAAUUUCUUCGACCAGCUGAUGUGGAAUGAAUGGCUGCAAUUCAAGAUGCAAGUUCGUCAACUCUCACGUGAGUCUCGUCUGUGUUUCACACUUUAUGGCGUUCAACCGAUUGGCAAAGGAAACACCUUGAAUACCAGCAGAACUCCACUUGGGUGGGUUGCACUACCACUCUUCGAUUUUAAGGGCGUUUUGGUGUCGGGAACGCAUCUCCUUGGUUUAUGGCCGGAUGACGCAGCUAACCCAGUUGGCACUUGUACAUCAAACCUGCUGCAUCCAUCCAGUGUCAUUCUGCAAGUCGAAUUCGAACGCUAUUUGGCUGAUAUUGUCUUUCCAGAUUUCGAAAGCAAUGGCUGGCUACCUUACGAUGAAACGGAUCGCUGUGAGCCCCAGCCCAAAACCGCUGAAGUAUACAAGAAUAUUUUGGAGAAAGAUCUCUUCAAUGAGCUGAAGCCAGAGGAGAGCGAACUUCUUUGGGAACAUCGCCAUUACUGCAUGUCAGUGCCAAAAGCGCUACCUCUCAUCUUGUCUGCAGCGCCAUCUUGGGAGUACGGUUUCCUUCCAGAAAUCUACAAUCUUCUGGCAUCUUGGGCCCCUUUAAAACCAGUGGAUGCUUUGGAGCUGCUGAAGGUCAAUUUUCCUGACACCCGUGUGAGAGAUACGGCGGUUCAGUGGAUGGAAGCAGUUGUUGAUGAUGAAUUGUGCGAUUACCUUCCUCAGCUCGUCCAGGCCGUAAAGUAUGAAAUCUAUCACGACUCCUCUUUAGUUCGCUUUCUUAUCCGCCGGGCUCUUGCCAGUGUCAGAGUCAUGCAUUAUCUCUUCUGGUACCUGAAGGACACUAUCGGUGAUCCACAGUUCGGUCAGCGAUUCCAAAUUAUUCUCGGUGGUCUGUUGAAUAUCUGUGGAAAUGCCCAAAGGUGCGAGUUUACGAUGCAAGACGAAGUUGUCGCUGACCUUGCAGAAGUGGCCCGGAAAGUCAAAACCUCAAGAGAAUCAUCACGAAUGAAUGUCCUUCACCAAGAACUAGCAGUGGUGGCUGCUAACUUUGGUCCAACCUUUAGGCUUCCAAUAGGCCCAAGUUGUGAGGUGAAAGGUGUUAACGUUCCAGCCUGUGGAUACUUUACAUCGCAUUCUGCGCCAUUGCGACUCGUUUUCAAGAGCGUUGACCCGUUUGGCGAGGAUGUCCACGCAAUGUUCAAAAUUGGGGACGAUAUGAGACAAGACCGGCUUAUCCUGCAGCUUGUGGGAAUCAUGAACAAGAUCUGGUUACGAGAAGGAAUCGAUUUGAAAAUGAUUACCUACAAAUGUGUGGCAACUGGGGUUGGAAUGGGGAUGGUGGAAAUUGUGAAAGAGUCGGUCACGCUUCGAGAAAUCCAUACCGAGCUUGGUCUGACAGGUUCUUUCAAGGAUGAGCCAAUUGCAAGAUGGAUCCAAAAGUACAACACUGGCGAUGAAAGCUACCAACAAGCUGUGGAGAAUUUUACAGCUUCAUGUGCAGGCUACUGCGUUGCCACUUAUGUCCUCGGUAUCGGCGAUCGUCAUAACGACAAUAUCAUGAUCAAGAAAAGUGGUCACAUGUUUCAUAUUGAUUUCGCCAAGAUCCUUGGAAACGCUCAGAUGUUCGGUACAUUUCGACGCGAUCGGGCUCCCUUCGUCUUGACUUCAGACAUGGCUUUCGUCAUAAACGGAGGCUACCAGCCGAGUAGUCGUUUUCAAGACUUUGUAGACCUUUGCUGCAAGGCGUUUAACGUCAUUCGGCGCCAUUCCAACUUGCUGCUUAAUUUGUUGUCCUUGAUGCUGAAUUCUGGAAUAUCCUGCUUGAGUCAGGUGGCGGAUUUGAAGUACAUUAGAGAUUCCUUGCUUCCAGAUUCCUCAGAAGGAGAAGCUACGGCGGCGUUCACAAGACUAAUCGAGGCUAGUCUGUCAUCAUGGUUCACUCAAGUCAAUUUCUUCAUUCAUAAUGUCGCUCAGAUCAGAGACGUUAGUCAAAUACGAAUCUCGACAGGUAGUAACGCCAGCGCAAGCUCUGUUCUUUCAUUCGUUCACGGAACAUAUUCUGUCGACUCAGACGGGUUGGUAGAAUCUGCUCGUGUUGUGGACAUCCACAAGCGCUACAAUCCUGAGAAAUAUUACGUUUACGUUGUAAACAUUUGCCGACUUGGCGAUCAAGAACCGGCGUUUGUUUUUCGCAGGUUCAGCCACUUUUACGAGCUACAUUCAAAGCUCGCCGAGGCUUUUCCGGAAACCAGUCUGCCCAAACUCCCUAGCAAAAAAUAUAUCGGUCGUUCGCAGAUCCGUGUUGUUGCCGAGCGGAGACGAAGUGACCUUGACGAUUACAUCCGCCAUUUACUGAUGCUGCCUCCUGAAAUUUCAGAAUCGGAACUCCUGUACACAUUCCUUCAUUCUCUUCAGCAAGACAAGAAAGAUGCACGCUUGUUCUCGGCUCCCUUGCUUCCGGAGGAAAAACGAAACCGCCAAAGAGUCAUUGGUGGACAAGUGAAGUUGCAGAUUCGGCACGAGUGCGAUGCCCUUCGCGUCAUGGUUAUGCACGCGAAAGAUUUAUCUGCAAGAAAUACAACAUAUCUGGCAGAUCCUUACGUCAAACUAUACCUCCUUCCAGAUCCUAUUAAGGCUACAAAACUCAAGACUAAGAUUGCACGGAAAACACUCAAUCCAACAUUUAACGAAACAUUACUGUACAGUAUACCGGAGCAUGAAGUCAGACAGCGACAUCUGCAGGUCACUGUACUGGACCAUGAAAAUGUAGGCGAGAACGAAUUCCUCGGUGGACUGAUCAUCGACCUGUCACAAGCUGAGCUUCAGACGUCUGUGGCUCGGUGGUUCACCCUAACAGACAUUAGAAAACCACCAUGA